CUGUCAAAAUUGAGUUUAGCCUGCAUUUGUGUACUUGAAAGCGCGUUCGUAUAAAUAUUUUUAUUUAACUCCAAGUUUCAUAUUUAAGUUGUAAAAUAAUACUUUGAACUAUGUUGAACCUACUGAACAAACUAACAAAUUUAAAAAUAAAUAUAACGCACCUGCUUGAAUGAAAUGUUUAUUGGAAGUUGAAACAAAGGUUAGGAUGAGGAGUAUUAUUAAUAUUUUAAAAAUCUUUGUCGCUUUUUUUUAUGACUAUGCACGAGGAUUAUCGUACGCUAUCAUUACGAUUUUGAUUUUGGGUUACUGCUUACACCCAGCAAGAUUUGCAUCGCAUUACACUUUUAUAAAAACAGAAGAUAUUUACGAUGAAAUGGAAAGAUCUUAUCCUGCAAGAGAUAAUUCGUGCACGAUCAUGAUUAAUCCGCGCAGAUCUCAAUUGUUUUAUCCCGAGGAACAUCCUCGAGAAGAUCCCGUGGCAAUGGCCCGACGUCUGGGUAUAUUACCUGGAGGACAGUGGAAACCUCUAAAUUGUCACCCUCUUUUCAACGUAGCCAUUAUAUUACCAUAUAGAAAUCGUCAAACACAGCUGACUAUUUUUAUGAAUUAUAUUCAUCCCUUCUUGCAAGCUCAAAAUCUUGAUUAUAGAAUAUUUGUGAUAGAACAAAGUCCAAUACGUGAGUUUAAUCGUGCUAAACUUUUCAAUGUUGGAUACGCAGAGGCGACCAAGGUGAAUGAUUUUCACUGCUUCAUCUUUCAAGACAUAGAUUUAAUACCUCAGAAUCUGGACAACAUUUAUGCCUGCACUAAAAUGCCCAGACACAUGAGUUCAAGUGUAAAUACUUUCCGUUACAACUUACCAUACAGUGGUUUGUUUGGUGGUGCAAUUGCAUUAACUCGAAAACAGUUUGAAAGAGUUAAUGGAUUCUCUAAUGUUUUCUAUGGAUGGGGUGGAGAAGACGAUGAUUUUUACAGUCGUUUACAAUCAAAAGGCCUUCAAGUUACACGUUUUGGCCCUGAUAUUGCUCAAUAUUACAUGUUAAUACAUAAAAAAGAAUCUCCAAGCAAUGCUAGAUUUGAAAAUCUUGAGAACGGUGCUAAAAGGUAUGAUACCGAUGGAAUCAGUAAUUUAGAAUAUAGAGUUCUUAAUCACCAAUUAAGACCAUUAUAUUCUUGGAUUUUAGCAGAUGUUUAGUUUCCUUUACCAUCUGUUUAAAAGUGUUUACUGCAAUUUAAUUUACUUCCCUCAAAGAACUGAAAAUAAUUCUUAUGAUAAUUUAAUUUAUAGAAUUGUUAUACUGAUGUAUAUUCCUAAUAUUUAUAAUUGUAGCCAUUAAAUUAUUUUGUAUACCAUUUUUAUAUUAUCAUAUUUUUUAUUUGCACAAUUCUGUGAAAAUCUGAGAAUAUAAAUCUUUUGAUAUUCUGCUGUGUCAAACCAAAGAUAUAAGAAUAUGUUUAGGGAAGAAUAAAUUGUAAUUCUGCGCAAUUGGAGAAACAAACUAUUAAUCAACAUAGGAUGAUAAUGUUGUUUAAUUGAUAUUAAAAUUCCUUUCAAAUGUAAAACUUUUAUUAAUAAUUUGUUUUCUAAAUAUUACGUAAUGUAUUCAAAAAACAAUGUAAACAUAUUUCCUAAUUAUGUUCCUCUUUGAAUUAACGAAAUCUUGGUUUUUUAAGCAAGUACAGAUUUAAUAGUACAAAGAUACUUUUUACAAAUAGAUUAUAGUUUGCUUCUCUAUUAAUGUCCUCUACAUGUCAAAAUAUUAGCAACUGAUAUUGUAAUCGCAUAAACAUUUUUCUAACACAUUAGUAUUAAUUUAAUUGUUUAAUAGUCUUGAUAUUUCUAAGUAUAGUAUUUAUAUUGACUGAAAAGAGACAAACAUACCAUUAUCAUUAAAAUAAGACCAGUUACUUCUAAUAUUCAAGUCAGUGGAAACCUAAAAUACAUUAAGUUCGAAACUAACUAAAUAUAAUUGUAACAGAAAUAUUUCAAAUAAUUGUUGAGCCACUAGUAUUAGCCUUAAUUGAUUUUUGAGUAUUGGUAAUGUGAUAAAAAAAUGUAUACCGAAAUGUAAAAAAAUUUUUAACUCAUAUCUAGCGCAAUGGAAUAAAAAAUUUUUGAUCAUUGAAAAUAUUUCACUUGUCUAAGUGUAAAUACAAGUGUUCCAAUAGAUAUUAAUAUAUGCUUCAAGAACUC
Messenger RNA from Bombus pascuorum, 2194 nucleotides. RefSeq names its product beta-1,4-N-acetylgalactosaminyltransferase bre-4-like. Gene Ontology annotation, biological process: carbohydrate metabolic process; glycosphingolipid biosynthetic process. The transcript has 2 exons. The record is from RefSeq and is a predicted model, not a curated record. NCBI's taxonomy places the organism in Eukaryota, Metazoa, Arthropoda, Insecta, Hymenoptera, Apidae. Bases 170 to 1195 code for a protein of 341 amino acids. Gene Ontology annotation, molecular function: N-acetyl-beta-glucosaminyl-derivative 4-beta-N-acetylgalactosaminyltransferase activity.